Brachypodium distachyon (stiff brome) is the source of this 2849-nucleotide messenger RNA. RefSeq names its product trithorax group protein osa. Gene Ontology annotation, molecular function: protein binding. The transcript is spliced from 2 exons. The record is from RefSeq and is a predicted model, not a curated record. NCBI's taxonomy places the organism in Eukaryota, Viridiplantae, Streptophyta, Magnoliopsida, Poales, Poaceae. Bases 123 to 2231 code for a protein of 702 amino acids.
UCUCUCUGGCGAUAUAUUCCCCGUUCCACCCUCAAAAUCCAUUAAAAUCUCCACCCAAAAACCACCCCAAAAUCAACCCCUUUCCCCCACACGGGAUCGAUCCCCUUCCCCUUGCUUCCACCAUGGACUCGGUGCCGCCAGCCGCCGGCGUUGGCGGCGGCGUAGGUGUAGGCGUAGGAGCAGGCGGAGGACCAGGUCCUGGUUACCCCGAGUCCACGGAUUCCUCGCCACGCAGCCGCGGCGGCGACUCGUGGGACGAGCCGUUCCCGUCCUCCGCCGCAGCGGCGGCGGCGGGAGGUGGCGGGCGCCUGCGCCUGAUGUGCAGCUUCGGGGGCCGCAUCGUGCCGCGCCCGACGGACAAGUCUCUCUGCUACCUCGGCGGGGAGACCCGGAUCGUGGCCGUGGACCGGAACGCGUCGCUGGCCGACGUCCACGCGCGGCUCUCCCGCUCGCUGCUCGCCGGGCAGCCCUUCACGCUCAAGUACCAGCUCCCCAACGAGGAUCUCGACUCCCUCAUCUCCGUCUCCACCGACGAGGACCUCGACAACCUCGUCGACGAGUACGACCGCGUCGCCGCCACCUCCUCCGGCGGCGGAUCCUCGCGCACCUCCCGGAUCCGCCUCUUCCUCUUCCCGGCCAAGCCCGAGUCCUCCUCCUCCCUCGGCUCCCUCCUCGACGACACCUCCAAAUCCGAGACCUGGUUCGUCGACGCCCUCAACAGCGCCAUCUCCGGAUCCUUCGACGGCAUCCCGCGCGGGAUCUCCACCGAUUCCGCAUCCGUCAACUGCCUCCUCGGCCUCGAGGACGACUCCUCGCAGCACUCCCGCGGCGGGGUGGCUAACUCCGGUCCGGCCGAGGACCAGCGCGCUAACCAGCAGAAGCUUGCGGCCGCGGCGGCGGCGGCUGCUGGGAGGCAACCGCACGACGUGCAGUCUGUGCCGGACUCGCCGAUGCUCGACAAGAACUCCUCUUUCGGUUCCACGUCCUCGGCGCCGUCGCUAUCGAAUCUGCCGCCGAUACGUGUGCGCCCUGAGGACAGGCAGCCUGAUAGCCGGGCAGCCCCACCGGUCUCCAUGGAGGAUCACUUCGCCAAUAUGAAUAUGGGGAUCUCGGAGCAGCAGGGGCCGCCUCCACCUGCGAUGGUAUAUAUGCAACCGCCGCUGCAGGCGCCGAUCCCUGCCAUUGCGAUGCCAGCGGCCAACAUCCCUCCAUCGGAGGCGCCCAGCCGAGUGUUCUCUGAUGAUGACAGGUCGUCCGAUCACAGCGGGGCAGGUCGGAAGCCACAGCAACCGAAGCCGGAGGUUCCACCCGCCACCGAUCCCAACAACAGGGCCAUGUAUUACAACGAUAGAUCACCUCGAGAGGAAUUGAAGCGAGACAUGCCGGUGGGAACUGAUGCUGCCAGCUAUCGCACCCCAGUGCCUCCUCCAGAAGUUGCUGCCGCACCAGCAGCCGCAGCGCAGCCCCCGCCUGGUUACAUGUACGCGCAGAUGCAGCCACAGCAACAAUUACAGCAGCAACCACAGCAACAAUUACAGCAGCAACCACAGCAGCAAUUACACCAGCAACAACAGCAGCAAUUGCAGCAGCAGCCCCCUCCGCCGCAGCCACAGCAAUCUCAUCAGCCAGCUCCACAGCAAUAUGUCACUGCGGGAAAUCAGCAUUUCAUUCACAACCCAGCCACGGGCACAUUCAUUCCAAUCCAAUCUUAUUACCACCAGGCUGUCCCUCAGCCAGCGCCGCAGCAACAACAGGCGCCUGCAUUUGACCCAAAUACUGGCAUGUACUACAUCCCUAUGCGUCCGAAUGCACCUCAGCAGUAUAGCAUUCCUGCCGGUGCUGCCGCCCCUAUGCAGCCUCCUCCAACCCUUGUAGACAGUGCGCCAAAGCCAACUGUGCCGAUUCCCCAACAAUAUAUGAAGCCUGAAUUGCAGCAGCAGCAACCGGGUAUGUACCGAACUGCUGGACCCGCUGCCCCUGCCCCAGGGGCUCCUAAUACAGCUGCCCCUGCAUACGCUGGAAUGGGCUACCACCAUGUAAUUCAAUCACACCACCCAGCACCACAGCCUGGAGCGACCAUGGCGGGAAACUAUGGAUAUGAGUAUGCUGAUCCCCGUGCACAGGUCUUCUACUCGCAGGCAGCACCGCCUGCAUCAUUGCCACCUCAGUAUCAACCCAUGGGAUCACCUGACGCAGGCCAGGCUGACAUGAAUCAGCCACGCGGUUCAUAGCUCUUAAGCAUUGGUGAAUUCUGGUAUGUUGCGUAUCCUAGAAGCGUAGUUAUCCUGCUGUUACUUACAUUGUUGUUAUUACAUGUUACACAAAUCGUUGGCAGACAUUGGAUGGUGUAGUUGGGCAGCUGUGCAUUUGGGAUCAAAUCAAGUAUGCAUCUGAGCUUGUGAUUAGGAGGGAGGGGGUCCAAAAUAAGAUUUGAAAAAAAAAAUGGGAUGUUGAUUCUUGUGUUGGAGACUGAGAGGGUGUCUCUGAUUGGUUGCGGAGAGUCCAAUUGCCAAUGUUGGAGUAAGUAGGGGGUGAAGACAGGACUGUGAAGUGUUUGGAUUCCUAUUCCGAUUGCUGUAUUAUUUUUGAAUAAAUAAAUAUAUAGUGUCUAAAAGGCUCAGUGAACAUUCCGAAUCAAGAACUCGAUCAUCAUUUAUGUAGCCCUCUGUAUAUUUAAGCUCAUGGGAGAUACUGAGGUUGAAAUGUCAGAUAUAUGUGCUAUUAGUUUGCUUGUAGAAACUCCAUUCAGAGUUAAAUAUCAUAUAUACAUUGGUCCCCAAUAUUUGUACCUUUGAUAUUGAUGUUGAUACAUUUCUUGUGGUUUUAAUUUAAUACAUUGACUUGAGCAA